This is a messenger RNA of Ornithorhynchus anatinus (platypus), 1119 nucleotides long. It is a transcript of the gene SNAPC5, whose product is annotated as small nuclear RNA activating complex polypeptide 5. Lineage: Eukaryota; Metazoa; Chordata; Mammalia; Monotremata; Ornithorhynchidae. Bases 64 to 363 code for a protein of 99 amino acids. The transcript has 3 exons. Gene Ontology annotation, cellular component: nucleus. Gene Ontology annotation, biological process: transcription initiation at RNA polymerase III promoter; transcription by RNA polymerase II. The record is from RefSeq and is a predicted model, not a curated record.
CGGCGGGGGCGGCGUCCAGGCGGCGGCGUCUAGGCGGCGUCGGGCCCGGCCGGUCGGGGGAAGAUGUUGAGCCGGCUGCAGGAGCUGCGGAAGGAGGAGGAGACGCUGCUCAGGGUGAAGGCGGCGCUCUACGACCAGCUCAACCGCCUCAAGGUCGAAGAACUGGCCCUUCAGUCGAUGAUCGACUCCAGGGAGGGGAAUGGAAUGGUGUCUUCUCCACCCUUAACCGAGGACCCUCCAAAUAUCAUGGUGCACGUAGAUAACGAAGUUUCUAUCAAUCAAACCGAACUCCAGCUCAGCCUGAAAGAUCACACUGAGGAGCAGGAGGAGGAGGAAGAGGAGGAGGAAGAAUCCGAUUCUUGAAGGGGAAAGGUGGAGUUUUGACUUAGCCCAGAUUCAAGAACCAUCCCUCACUUGAAUGAAGCUGUCACAGAUAGACUGUGGCCAGCCCCCCCAAGGAAUCAAGAACCGCCCAAGGAGGAGAGCGCGCCGUGUCAUUACGCGUACGCCAAGUUCUGACGAGUCAAAAUAAGUUUGUGUAGGGAAUACAGAGACCCGGAUUUUACCAUUUAAAUGUAGAGUGGGGAAGAUCUUUUCACUUAGCUAUACGAAGUACCUUAAAGCAUUUAUCUAAAAGUAAGGCCCCCUGUAAUUCCAGAAACAUCUCCUGGUGUUUAAGGGGGGCGGGCAGGGUGAAACGGGAGCCAGCUGAUUCAUAAGGCACCUCUGCUGAGAGACUGUGUGAGCCACCCCGAGGAGCAGGGCCCGGAGAGGCAGCUCGUCCUAAACCACGAAGUAGGCCACGCCAUCGGCACAGCGCCGAGGAAAUCCGCCUGUCGCCCUUUGCGACCGAAGCAGGCCGAAAGGUGGAGACAGAGUAAGUUUCUGUGUCGAAUGCUACAGGACCAGCUCCUCCGAAGGAGAAAAAAAUACAGUGAUGUCGGAGACAUGUGAUACACAUUUUACCCCUAGUUAAAAAAAAAGGUUGCUUGAUAAACAGCAGUUCUGCUUUGAAGAGAGAGACGGGUUCGCUUUAGAAUGUCAGGACAUCAAUUAAAGUUGAUUUCUCGCUUUCCCCUUCCCACCCCUCAAUAAAGUAAAGUGAGAGCUACAGAAAAA